UUCUUUUCCUUUCUUCAUUAAUUUGAUUCUCUCUCUCUCUCUCUCGUCGCCGUAAUCGCUGUUCCCUCAAGACUGCGUCCUCUCAAACGAUAGCCCGCGGCUUACCCACCUCCGCCGGCUAUCGUGGACUUCACUUAUCACUGUCUCAUCGCCUUUCGUUGUCAGACACCGUUGCGUUGCGUUGAUUAAAUAUGGGUUGCGGGCCGGCACCUUUCUCAGAGAUUGGAAAACAAACAAAAGAUCUUUUGACCAAAGAUUAUAAUUUUGAUCAGAAAUUCAUCUUUUCAGUUCCAAGCUCUUCAGUGAUGGGACUUACAGCAACUGGGGUGAAGAGAGAUCAUUUAUUUGUUGGUGACCUAAAUGCACAGUACAAGAGUGGAAACACCAUCGUGGAUUUGAAAUUUGAUACAUUUUCUAAAAUAUCUACCAAGGUGACUGUGGAUGGUAUAUUUCCCACUACUAAGGCAGCAUUAAGCUUUAGUAUUCCUGAUCACAAGUCUGGCAAGCUUGAUGUUCAGUAUAGCCACAACCACGCAACAAUAAAUUCCAGUAUCGGCCUGAACCCCAACCCACGUUUGGAAUUAUCCACUGCUUUAGGUAACAAGGACAUUGUUCUCGGAGGAGAAAUUGGUUUUGAAACCCAUUCUGCUUCUUUCACAAAGUGCAAUGCCGGGAUUGGAAUUAAGAGAACUGAUUUCAUCGUGUCUAUUCUAUUGGAGGAUAAAGGACAGACAGUGAGGGCAUCUUAUAUUCACCAUGUGAAUCAAUCAAGUGGAACCCAGGUUGCUGCAGAAAUGAUCCACAGAUUUUCUUCAGGAUUGGAGAACAGUUUUGCAAUUGGAAGCUCCCAUGCUUAUGAUCCCUACACCACAAUUAAAACUAGGUUUGUCAAUGAUGGAAAGGUCGCAAUGUUGUGCCAGAAGGAAUGGAGAGCGAGGUCACUGGUCACUGUUUCAGCAGAAUAUGAUCCCAAGGCCAAAGUCGCCCCUAGACUCGGUCUAGCCCUUGCUAUCAAGCCAUGAAGCAGGCAACAAUAUUUAUUUUUUGUGAUAUUGUUUUAACCCGAAGUCCGGUUCUUCACAUCUUAAUCCUUCUCGAGGUAUGGUUGGGAAAACGAACCCAGUUUGAAGAUAUUGGUAUUACAGUUUAGAUUACAAUACUUACAUUGAAUUUUAGGGAUAAGAAAUCUCCAUCCCUGCAAAUUUGCUUACAGAUAUUUGUUUUCAUUUCCCUGACACUUGUUAGAAUUGAAUUUGAAACAUGGACAUAAGAUAGUUCCAUUUGCUGAUGCCAUUGAUUUUAUUUUAUUGUCUUCUGCAAAAACAAACAAGUUUGCAACUUGUUGAUAAUUAAACUCUGAAUUCUGUGAA
Molecule: messenger RNA, 1370 nt
Organism: Impatiens glandulifera
Lineage: Eukaryota; Viridiplantae; Streptophyta; Magnoliopsida; Ericales; Balsaminaceae
Product: mitochondrial outer membrane protein porin 4
Exons: 7
Coding region: 192-1022 (276 amino acids)
Biological process (GO): monoatomic anion transmembrane transport
Cellular component (GO): mitochondrial outer membrane
Molecular function (GO): voltage-gated monoatomic anion channel activity
Source: RefSeq, a predicted model, not a curated record